AUGGUACUGGUCUCGGUCCUGGUCCUGCUGGUGAUCCUUCCUAGGUGGGGGAUGGGGGGCUGCGACAACGAAGACGAAGACAGUGAUGGAUACAAAGGCGGCCACGGCGACAAGCUGACGGUGGUCCACCGCCGUGUGCCCGAGGCACUGGAGAAGCAGAGGUCUGCAGGCUAA
This is a messenger RNA of Geosmithia morbida, 174 nucleotides long. RefSeq lists its product as uncharacterized. The transcript has a single exon. Bases 1 to 174 code for a protein of 57 amino acids. The record is from RefSeq and is a predicted model, not a curated record. Lineage: Eukaryota; Fungi; Ascomycota; Sordariomycetes; Hypocreales; Bionectriaceae.